This is a messenger RNA of Annulohypoxylon truncatum, 717 nucleotides long. Its product is annotated as S-adenosyl-L-methionine-dependent methyltransferase. NCBI's taxonomy places the organism in Eukaryota, Fungi, Ascomycota, Sordariomycetes, Xylariales, Hypoxylaceae. Bases 1 to 717 code for a protein of 238 amino acids. The transcript has 3 exons. The record is from RefSeq and is a predicted model, not a curated record.
AUGGCUGCUCCUUCAGGCUUCGUCCCAAAGCAGGCUAUGCUUUUUGAUGAUAAACUGUUCCAGAUCAUCGGUGCCGACGAGACUCUCACAAUCGCCCAGUAUGAGAUGAGCAUCUUGCCUACCUUCCCUCUCGACUCCAUCAUUCACGACAAUGCAUGUGGUCUAGGACCAGUCACCCAGAGCAUCCUGGCUACAUCACCAUCUGACACCAUAAAAUUCCACGCUACCGAUGUCGCUCCGCCUAUAAAGCUGGUAUUCUCUAAUUCCACUUUUGCUCACUCCUUUCUGUCCUUCGGCUUGCCCAUCAUCGAUGACCCAGUUGCCGCUGCCAAAGAAAUGUACCGCACCCUCAAAACUGGAGGCACUGCCAUCACGGCCUUCUGGCUGUCGAUCCUGCAGGGAGAGUCCGCUCAGGAGACCCGUCGUGCGGUGUGGGGCCCCGACACACGGCUCGCAGUUGAACCGAAGAUGAGGCACAACGACCGCGAGUACAUCAGGAACCAACUGGUAGAAGGCGGAUUUGGAUUCGAGGACGUGCAGCUUGCCAUCGGCCAGCCGGCCGGUGGGUGGAAGAAAGAGGAUGAGGAGAAGUGGGAUACGGAGGUGGCUAAGUACAAGGAUAUCCUCACUAAGAAGGAAGGAUUUCAUGUAGAUGGAGAUAGCAAAAUCACUCUGGAGGCUGUUGCUCAUGUUGCUAUUGUCAAGAAGCCCAACUGA